GUCAGUGUCAGUUUGACAUUUCUCUAAGCAAACCGAUUUCCUUUUUUUGUCAAGAAAAAGCAAAUUAAAACAGAUUAAGUUUGGUGCUGUGUAUUGCUUUCUCUUUGAUAAUAUAUUUUAUUGAAAAUAUUAAAAACUGCCUUGAUUAUAUUUCUAUUUAUAUGUGUAAUAACCUCAUAAAUCAAACAUAAAAUUCACAAUAAUGGACAAGGAAUCGGAAAACAAUGCAAAUUUAUCAGAAGAACCACCGGAAAAUACCGAAGAAAAUGAUAGGGCCGCAUUAGAUGAAUACAUAUGUAAUCUUGAGUUCAGAAUUAAGCAAAAAUCAGAAGUGAGGCAUCAAAAUUUGAACUGUGUUCGACCUCCAGAUAAUCACUUCUCUAAACUAGAUUCUGGUCUAAAGAAGAAUACCACAUUCGUUAAGAAAUUAAAGUCUUUUAGUGCUACACAAAUGGAUGCACUCAUCAAAGAUUUCAGCUCAUUAAAUUUGACUAAAUAUAUAUCGGAGGUUGCAGCAGCUAUAGCAGAGGCAAAGUUGAAAAUGUCUGAUAUUCCAGCUGCAAUAAAUUUAUGUUCAUCCCUUCACCGCACAUAUGCUGAAUUUGCUUCAAACUUUUUCGAAAACUGGCAAAAAAUAUUGACGUUUAAGCCAACAGACAAAAUUGCUAAUUCAUCAAAGUUGCGAGUUGACAUAAGAUUUUAUGCAGAGUUAGUUGCAGUCGGCAUAUUUCCUAACAAAAUGGGUUUACCCUUACUAGGAAAUGUACUCACUGUUCUUAUAAAUAUGGAUAAAGAAGACCAUAAUAAUAUACCAAUAUUGCUUUCUUUUUGCAAACAUUGUGGUGAAGAUUAUGCGGGGUUAAUGCCCAAAAAAGUUAGAGAUGCUGCAGAAAAAUACAGUAUAACUGUGCCAAGAAAUACAUUCUUGCCUGCAGAAAAACAAUCUGCUGUAAGAACUUUAUUGAAGGAUUAUUUCUUAUCUUUAACAAAACACUUACUUGCUGAAAGGACGCAGUUGCAGACAUUGCAUGCUGCAAACCAAAGAACCCUCCAUACACGUGGUGAACUGUCACAGGAAAGGAAGGAUCAGUUAGAACAGCAUCAGGCCACUUAUGACAAACUGUUAGUAGGAGCACAAAAUUUUGCUGAAGUACUAGGAGAAGAUCUUGGUGAAGCUGGAGAACCUCCAGCAUUAAGUUUAACAGUAACUGAAACACAAGGAACGGUGACAAUUGGUGGCAGUGAAGAGUUUAACAUGCAAGCUGGUACAGACCCAUGGCAGGAUGAAGACACACGCACAUUUUAUACCAGCUUACCUGAUUUAAAAGUAUUUAUGCCAAAUUAUCAACUUAAGGAGACAGUUAAAAGCAAGACUGAAACUGUAACAGAAGAAAUGUUAGAUGAAGACUUGAAAGAGGAUGAGCUAAGUGACAGUGAGGAGCCCCCUGCAGUCCCUGAUGUAGAACAAGAAGAUACACAACCAUCCAAUAUCUCCAAUAAAUAUGCUCUUGAUGCAUUUAUGAAUGAACUACCAAACUGUAUAAAUAGAGAACUGAUUGACAAUGCUGCUGUGGAUUUUGUAUUAAAUCUCAACACUAAGAACAAUCGUAAAAAACUUACGAGGGUUCUUUUUAGUGUUGCCAGAACCAGAUUAGAUCUACUACCAUUCUACUCAAGAUUUGCAGCAAUACUGUACCCAGUUCUACCUGAUGUUUGUAUGGAUUUAUGUCAGAUGUUAAAGCAAGACUUCAAGUAUCAUGUUAGAAAAAAGGAUCAAAUAAACAUUGAAUCAAAGAUUAAAGUGGUAAGAUUCAUUGGGGAACUAGUAAAAUUUGGUCUAUAUUCAAAAAUGGAAGCAUUAUAUUGUUUGAAAGUAUUGUUACAUGACUUUAAACACCAUCAUAUUGAAAUGGCUUGUAAUUUAUUGGAGACAUGUGGAAGAUAUCUUUAUUGUAACCCAGAUACACAUCAAAGGACUAUGAUAUAUUUGCAGCAAAUGAUGAGGAAAAAGACAGUUUCUGCACUCGAUUCUCGUUACGUAACGCAAAUUGAAAAUGCAUUUUAUUACGUUUGCCCUCCCGAGGCCCCCGCUCAGCCUAAGGAAGAAGAAGCGCCGAUGCAUCAAUUUAUAAGGAAAAUUCUCCACGAAGAUCUUCAGAAGAGCAACGAAGAGAAGAUUCUCAGAUUGAUGAGAAAAUUGAAUUGGGAAGAUCUUGAAUUAGCAGCAGUUGCUAUACAACACUUAGCAGGCGGCUGGCGAGUUAGGGCUAGCGCCCGGCGAGUGUUGGCGAGACUCACUGCAGAGCUAGCCGCUUGGCAAGAAAACGUCGCGCCUGCUGUUGUCGACACUAUACUCGAAGAGAUAAGAGUCACUAUGGAAGAUCCACAUCCAAAAUAUAAUCAAAGGAGAAUAGCCACUGUGAGAUAUCUCGGAGAGUUGUACAACUAUAAGCUGUUGGACUCUCGCGACGUAUUUACUGUUCUGUACUCCUUCAUUACUUUCGGUGUAACGAAUGAUCAAAGUAAUGCAUCUCCACUUGACCCGCCAGAUAAUGUGUUUAGAAUACGACUAGUCUGCGCGUUGCUCGAAACUUGUGGAGCGUAUUUCAACAGUGGUUCUAGCAAAAAGCGUUUAGAUUACUUCCUUAUAUUUUUCCAAAAUUAUUUCUGGUUUAAACAUUCGGAUCCUUAUUGGACAGAUGACAAUAAGUUUCCUAUAUAUGUUAAAUAUAUCUAUCAGGAGUGUUUGACUAGUCUGAGGCCGAAGAUAACUUUGUUUACAAAUUGGCAGCAAUGUAAAGAUGCUAUAGAAGAAUUAAGACAGAGUUUAUACCCUGAGUUAGGUGAGGAAGAGCAAUAUGAUAAUGAAGAUCAAGGUGACGACAGCGUCAACGAUGGAUUGGACACCAUUAUAGAAACAGACGACGAAACUGAUAAUCCGCAACUCCCUGAUGAGAGUUCAGAUGAGGAACCCAACACAGAGAACACUGGCAACGAUGAUAACGAAAUACCGGCUGAUAAUGACGAUAUGACUCUUCAAGACAGACGGCCAGCUUCGAAGCCUGUUGAAGAUGUGGAAUUCGAAUCGGCCUUCGAGAAAAUGGUGAUGGAGAACAUUGCUGAACGACAGCGCGAGAAUAGGCCGCAGCAACGUGAUAUCGCCGUCCCCAUGACCUGCCGGCAGACCACCAAGAAGACCUACGAACAACUGUUGGUCCCUCAGCAAGGUAAUGAAGGGGUGGAGUUCGUGCUGAUGGUGAGAAAAGGCACGAAGCCUCAGUACAAGUCCUUUAACGCUCCACCGGAACUCGCAAGCAAUUUGCAACAACAGGCCUUAGCCGACAAGCAGGAGAUGGAGAGAGUUAAACGACUAACCCUUAACAUAUCGGAGAGACAAGAAGAAGAGGAGUACAGUGCGGAAAGCGGGGGAGGGUCGGGUGGCAUCGGAAACCCUAAUCGCGGUCAGCACGUCCGGCAGAAGUACCAGCAUCCGAAGGGGGCGCCCGACGCCGAUCUCAUAUUUGGACCUAAAAAAUUUAAAUAAACAUUCUUUGACUUUCAAUCUUGGCAUUUAUAUAAAACAUUACUUGGUGCUGUCUGUCUGCCGUCUAGCAAGUGGCGAUAAUUCACAAAUUAUCAUUAUUCCUACGAUUCAACUCACACUGGCGCAGAGUCGAAGAGUCGCGUUGCUUCAUGUUUAUCGCCUUGGGAUUACCUUAACAGUGACAAAAUAAGAGGCGAAUUUGCUACAGACGAAAAACAUGAAACUUGGUAUUAAGAAGUCGCGAGUAUAAGUAGGGAUACCUAAAUAGUGGUUAAAUAGAGGUGAAUUUGCUACAGCCGAAACGCGUCGUGUUACUUCGAUUGCGCCACUGUGAGUUGAAUCUUUUAAGUUUUGACACGCCCAAACAGUGAUGGUUGUUCGUUUGUCAUCGGCGCAUCUGGAUGUAGCGUCUGAUGAUCAUCUUAAUUUAGCGAUUGUACUACAAUAUGUAAAUCAAUAUACAUACUUGUCUAUAUGACAUUAAUUGAAUAGUAAUUAUUGAGAUCUUAUAUAUCGAUUAUUUUUAUGUAAGUUUCUUUAAGGAGGAUAAUAUAUUUCUGCUAAUAUUUUGUAUAAAAACAGAAAUAAAUGACAUACUAAAAUAUUAAUAUUUUUUGAUUAAGGUACUGGUAAUGGUUUUAAAAUAUAUUAGAAAAAAGGCCGCUGAGCUACGUGUCUCUCUCGUCCCAUUUAAUUCUAAC
Molecule: messenger RNA, 4245 nt
Organism: Chilo suppressalis (striped riceborer)
Lineage: Eukaryota; Metazoa; Arthropoda; Insecta; Lepidoptera; Crambidae
Source: the annotation of a GenBank genome assembly